AAAGCCACGAUCACCUUCAUCGAUGAGAGAGCCCGUCAAAGCCGCGCGGAACCCGAGCAUGUGGCCGCGGGCGCACGGAGUUCAGGUCCGGGACUAGUUCUCAGUCUUUAGCCGGUGGCUAGCGCCAGAGCUAACUCCAGCUAGCCUGCUAGCCGCGCGUCUCCAGCGGAUGAUUGACGGCUGAUUGACAGCUGCCUGUCCCGAGCCAUGGGGAUCAAUAGAGCCACCGUGGCGGUCGGGUUCAUAGUGUCCGGGGUCCUCAUGGUGUUCUUCGGGACUGUCCUCACCUUUGUGGGGCCGAUCAUCAUCGACGACCAGGUGGUGAAGAACACGGUGAUCGACCCGAAGAACGAGAUGUCCUACACCAUGUGGAAGGACGUCCCGGUGCCCUUCUUCAUGUCCGUCUACUUCUUCAACGUCCUCAACCCCAAGGAGGUGCUGGCUGGAGAGAAGCCCAUGGUGGAGCAGAGGGGCCCCUUCGUCUACAGGAAACAGAUCCAGAAGGACAACAUCACGUUCCACGCCAACGGGACGGUGUCCUACCGCGAGUACCGCCGCUUCUUCUUCGAGCCGUCCAUGUCCUCGGGGGACGAGUCCCAGGUCGUCACCAUCCCCAACAUGUUGGUGCUGGGCGCGGCCGUCAUGAUGGAGAACGCCCCCUUCCCUCUGCGACUGAUGAUCAGCGCCACCUUCAAGACCUUCAAGGAGGGGCCCUUCCUCACCAAGACGGUGGGGGAGCUCAUGUGGGGCUACGACAGCGGCCUCGUGGACUUCCUCAACAAGUACCUGCCCGGCAUGCUGCCCUCCACCGGCAAGUUCGGCCUCUUUGCCGAGUUUAACAACUCAAACACCGGCCUGUUCACCAUCCACACGGGGAAGGACGACAUCAGGAAGGUCCACAAAGUGGACUCGUGGAACGGCCUGACCAAGCUGAGCAACUGGAACUCUCCUCAGUGCAACAUGAUCAAUGGAACAGCUGGACAGAUGUGGCCUCCCUUCAUGACCAGAGAGAGCACGCUGCCCUUCUACAGCCCCGACGCAUGCAGAUCCCUGGAGCUGGUCUACCAGCGGGACGGCGUGAUGGAGGGAAUCCCUCUGUACCGCUACGUGGCUCCAAAGACCCUGUUCGCCAACGGGUCGGAGUACCCCCCCAACGAGGGCUUCUGCCCCUGCAGGCAGUCGGGUCUGCUGAACGUCAGCAGCUGCCGACACGACUCCCCGGUCUUCCUCUCUCAUCCUCACUUCUUCAACGCCGACCCGGUGCUGCUGGACUCUGUGCAAGGCCUCCGACCCACGGAGGACGAGCACGGCCUCUUCAUCGACAUCCACCCGCUGACCGGCGUCCCCCUCAACGUGUCCAUCCGCCUGCAGCUCAACCUCUACAUGAAGAAGGUGUCGGCCAUUACAGAAACUGGCAAGAUCUCCGAGGUGGUGAUGCCAAUGAUCUGGUUUGAGGAGAGCGGCUACAUCGACGGGCCCAUCCUCUCCACCUUCCACACCAACCUGGUGGUGCUCCCCACCGUGAUGGAGGCCAUGCAGUACGGCUUCAUCGCCCUCGGCCUCGCCACCAUCCUCAUCGCCUCGCUGGUGCACCACAGGGAGAAGAGGGCUCGUUCACAUGUGACCAUGACGUUCUCAGGAAAAGACAACCCCGUCUCCAAUAAAGAGCGAGCAGAAGGCUCACGACCCCCAACGGAGGAGAAAUGUGUCAUUAAUAAAUAAGGACAAACCAUGAACGUCUUCAUCAACGGCACCUUUUAUUUUUUGUUUUAGUACCAAAAUGUUAAUUUUGUGACGUGUGGUAUAAUAGAAGAAUGAAUCGGAUCUUUUCUCCAGCUUUGAUGUAUUAGAGCUUUUUUAUUGGUUUCUAUUCUUUAAUCUCAUUAUUACAUAUUAUAAAUGAGGUUGAAAUUAAAAGUGUGAGAACGUGAAUGUUUAAAGAUGUGAAGAUUAUCCAGAUGACAUUUUGUUAUUAUAUAAAAACACCUGCAGGAAUCCUAUUGGCUGUUAGGGUUACCCUAACCCUGGCGGGAACCAGUUUUUUUUUACUCUGCUCUUCACAAAGACUCUUCUCCAUGAGGCGUCAAAUAUUUGUCUUUUAACCCAAAUAUGUCUUUACAUCUAAAUGUGUCCUUUGAUCUUCUGGCCACGCCCCCUAACGCUAAGGCAACAGGAAGUGGACCCGUCCUACAGAGACAAGAGGGAACCUUUGCUGGAAGAUGACACACACACACACACACACGGCGGUGUUGCAGCGUCUUGGACUGAAACACGGAUGCUGAUGUUUUGGAGAAACUACAUAUUUGGUGGAGGUAAAAACGAAUGUGUCUGCACCAACAAGGGGAGCAACAGGCUGAACUUCACCACCGAUGUGCCUUCAUGAAGGUCUGACUGUUAUUCCACGUGGAGUCAUUCUUCUCCUGCGAAGCGUGCUGGAGAUGAAUGAUGACGUUUGGGCGUCUAAAUGCCUCCUUUUUUAUUAUUAAAUAAAAGUGAUCGAAUUGGGAGAUACUUGAAUGUAAUAUAUUUUGAAAUCAUAUUUGAACUUGUGAUAUUUCUUCCUGUGAGAAGGAAACAAAGUGGUUUUAAUUAAUCAAAAGUCGAGUAUCUGCUUAUGUUUUGUUCCUUAAUGGAUUAUUUCAUCACUGAUAUCUGUAUCUCAUAACUGCUGAACCAAGAGUGGGGGGGGGCCCUUAAAGAGCAGGGCUCUAAAUGAGUACUUUCACAGUGUAGUACUCUUACCGCUACUGGGUCGGAGUUCUUCUCCAGGGGAAGAUGUUCCAGAUGUGGCGCCGUGUCACAGCUGUGUGACAUUAUGACUGACUCCAUCUGUGACGUUGUACAGCUGGGUCCAUGAGCUCAGACACUGACAUCACCGGUCACAUGACCUCACUGAGUCCUGCAAAAACUCUUCUCUCUGCUCCUCCAAAUACAGCUUAUUGUAUCAACGUAUUGUUCUCGGUGAGGACUUUGACCUCGUGCUCAGUGUCCUUUAUCUUCUCCGGUGGUCAAAGUU
Messenger RNA from Pungitius pungitius (ninespine stickleback), 3016 nucleotides. RefSeq names its product scavenger receptor class B, member 1 (gene scarb1). The transcript has 14 exons. The record is from RefSeq and is a predicted model, not a curated record. NCBI's taxonomy places the organism in Eukaryota, Metazoa, Chordata, Actinopteri, Perciformes, Gasterosteidae. Gene Ontology annotation, biological process: cholesterol import; recognition of apoptotic cell; plasma lipoprotein particle clearance. The coding region runs from base 208 to 1722 and encodes 504 amino acids. Gene Ontology annotation, cellular component: cytoplasm; caveola. Gene Ontology annotation, molecular function: lipid binding; scavenger receptor activity; low-density lipoprotein particle binding.